This is a messenger RNA of Colletotrichum truncatum, 726 nucleotides long. The record is from RefSeq and is a predicted model, not a curated record. NCBI's taxonomy places the organism in Eukaryota, Fungi, Ascomycota, Sordariomycetes, Glomerellales, Glomerellaceae.
AUGAGUAUGAUCGGUGUUGAAGGCAGCCAGGUUGCGACACAGGCCUCUACUGAUGAACUGCCUCUCCUCGGCUCUGCUUACUGGUGGUACCACUCGAGUUUAUAUCCUUUCCAUACGCUAUCUAAGAAUAAGAUUCGAGAAGAUUUUACCUCAUCGGGCCUAACGCAAACAAGUACUGCUGACAUCUUGUCGCACGCAUUGAGUAUUUUCACGCACACAAACCCACAGAUAAGAGUCUUGGAGAUGGGAACCGGGGCUGAUACAGUUACUCGGCGCCUUCUGGCCCUCCUCCGGCCUGGCAAAGGACAGCAACUAUUUUCCAAAUACACUUAUUUAUCAUUGUCACCCGAGACUUGCCAGCAGGCUAAAGAGGCUCUCGCAGACAUAGAUGGUAUUGAGUUUGGAACGCUGGAUCCCGUGGACAGUGGUUACUCUCUUGAGUUAGAGCUUGGGUCGUACGAUCUUAUUAUUAGCAACGAUACCUUUCGCCUCUCGGAAAGGAUUUACAAUGCCUUUGGUCUUCUCAAAGACUUACUCCGCCCCACAGGAGCUCUCAUCUUGCUUGAAUUACUCCAAGAUGACGAGUCUCUGUCCUCUUUCAAGUGUCUUCCGAAUGAGCCAGUUUCAGAGGGUUUGAGUGAAAGUGUAGGUUUCACAGGGGGUGAAACGGAAUUCCGUUCGUCAAUAACAAAUAACAGUAAAUUGGUUCUAAUCGAUGGUUCAUGA